AGUGAAGAUUUAACUGGAACAGUAGCUAAACAUUACAAUGAACUACAAGAAGCUGGCAGACAAUCUAGAGCAUUAAGUCGGAUUUAUCAUAUGCGAAAUUUUAAUAAUUGGACCAAAAGUAUAUUGAUUGGUGAUACAUUAGAUAAAAUACGAGGAACAGACAGAAAUAAAAAGAUAGUAGUAUUAGAUUUAUGUUCAGGUAAAGGUGGAGAUUUAUUAAAAUGGAAGAAAGGUGGAAUUGAUCAGUUGGUGUGUGCAGAUAUUGCGGCUACAUCAGUAGAACAGUGUGAAACGAGAUUUAAAGAGAUGAGUGAAAGAUCACGAAAUGAAAGAUAUGGUCCCAGAUUAUAUGAAGCUGAGUUUAUAGCUGCAGAUUGUACUAAGGAAGAGUUAACAGAGAGAUACAAAGAUCCGAACUUACAGUUUGAUUUGACCAGUUGUCAGUUUUCAUUCCAUUAUUCAUUUGAAAGUGAACAACAAGCUGAUAUGAUGUUACAGAAUGCUUGUUCUAGAUUAAAACCUGGUGGAUAUUUUAUAGGUACUACUCCUAAUUCAAAUGAACUUGUGAAAAGAUUACGAGCCAGUGAUGAUAACAGUUUCGGUAAUGAUGUAUACAGAGUUACAUUCCCUGAUUCAGACAAGAGUUCCUUCCCUUUAUUUGGUGCCAAAUAUGACUUUCAUUUAGAAGGUGUGGUUGACUGUCCCGAAUUUCUGGUUUAUUUCCCAUUAUUAGAAAAAAUGGCAGAAAAAUAUGAUAUGAAACUUGUUGAGAAAAAACCAUUCGCUGAUUUCUAUUUAGAGAAAGCUCAGAGAGGAGAUGCCAAAAGGUUACUAAAUAAAAUGAGUGCAUUAGAGACAUACCCUACUAAUGAUGAAUUGGUUGGAACAGAUCCAGAUGAUUACACUCAUGCCAAACAAUUUAUGUCUACAUUAGAAUCUCAACCUGAUGAUAGAGGUAACAGUAGCAGACGGUCAGGAAAAAUAGGAACAUUGUCUAAAGCAGAAUGGGAGGCAAUAAGUAAGUACUGA
This is a messenger RNA of Lottia gigantea (owl limpet), 1029 nucleotides long. RefSeq lists its product as hypothetical. Gene Ontology annotation, cellular component: nucleus. The record is from RefSeq and is a predicted model, not a curated record. Gene Ontology annotation, molecular function: mRNA 5'-cap (guanine-N7-)-methyltransferase activity. Lineage: Eukaryota; Metazoa; Mollusca; Gastropoda; Lottiidae. The transcript has 8 exons. Gene Ontology annotation, biological process: 7-methylguanosine mRNA capping. The annotation marks the transcript as partial.